AUGCCUCCCAAACGCGGCGCGAAGCGCCAACUGUCCGCCUCAGCCGUUACCUCUGAUGUGCAGCCGGCGUCAAAGAAAGCGAAAGAUCCCUUGCGCGAGCCGCAUCCCUUUUAUAAAGACGCAGAAGAACAUGGCAUCGUCCUUCGGAAGUACUACCCUCACGAGAUGAGCAAUGAUCGGGCCCGCGCCUACAACAACAACGAACUUCCCAGGCCCAUCGAAGAACUCACCUCUGCGCUGGCCGAUACAUCCAUGACUCGUAAGGGCGUCAAGGUGGGGGCUGCCGUCGUGCACUGGUUCAAGAUGGAUCUGAGGCUAUCAGACAACACGUCGCUCCGCCUGGCGAGCGAGAGGGCCAAGGACGCUGGUGUGCCUCUGAUUGCUAUGUACAUUAUCAGUCCUCAGGAUUUCGAGGCCCAUCUGACGGCUCCUAUUCGUGUUGACUUUACGCUACGAACAUUGGAAAUCCUGAAACACGACCUCGCUAAACUGGACAUUCCGCUUCACAUUGAGACUGUUGAGAAGAGGAGACAAAUUUCUGAUCGCAUUGUCGAACUUAUGGGAGAAUGGGGAGCGACACACCUCUUCGCCAACAUGGAGUACGAAGUCGACGAGCUACGGAGGGAAGCCAAGUUGGUGCGCACAUUCGCUGACAAAGGCAUGUCGUUCGAAGCCGUGCAUGAUACCUGUGUUGUGCCCCCGGGCCAAUUGCAGACUGGCACCGGAAAGCAGUACGCCGUAUAUACGCCAUGGUACCGAUCUUGGAUGCGCCACGUCCACGAAAACCCGGAUCGGUUGGAACUGUUUGACCAUCCGAACAAGAACCCCAGCAGUGCAAAGGAAAGGUUUGGCAACCUAUUCGCGUCGGAAAUCCCGGAGGAGGUGCCGAACAAGACCCUCGGUGCUGAGGAGAAGAAGCGCUUCCGAGCACUUUUCCCAGCCGGAGAGCACGCAGCUCGCGAACGGCUGGACAAGUUUUGUGACGGCAGCAUCAGCUCUUACGCAGAUCGGCGCAAUAUCCCAGGCGACAACGGUACCUCUUCACUCUCGAUGCAUCUUGCCAGCGGGACCAUCAGCUCCCGGACUUGCGUCAGGACAGCAAGGGACCGCAACAAGACAAAGAAACUCGAUGGUGGAAACGGCGGCAUUCAAACAUGGAUCAGCGAGGUAGCCUGGCGGGACUUUUAUAAGCAUGUUCUGGUUCACUGGCCCUAUGUCUGCAUGAACAAGCCUUUCAAACCCGAAUACGCCAAUAUUGAAUGGUCUUAUGAAAAGGAUGAUUUCAAGGCUUGGUGUGAGGGAAAGACAGGUUUCCCGAUUGUCGACGCUGCCAUGCGUCAGAUGAUCCAUGUGGGCUGGAUGCAUAACCGCUGUCGCAUGAUUGUCGCAUCCUUUCUCUGUAAGGAUCUUCUAAUCGACUGGCGCAUGGGUGAGCGGUUCUUUAUGGAGCACCUGGUGGAUGGUGAUUUCGCAUCCAACAACGGCGGCUGGGGCUUUAGCGCCAGUGUCGGUGUCGACCCGCAGCCGUACUUUCGCAUCUUUAACCCUUUGCUACAGAGCGAAAAGUUCGAUCCCGAUGGCGAGUACAUUCGCAAAUGGGUCCCAGAGCUAGCAGGUGUCAAGGGCAAGGCGAUACACGAUCCAUAUGGACGCGGCGCAGGGCCGCAAGCGAAGAAAAAGGGCUAUCCUGAGCCUAUAGUUGCGCACAAAGAUGUUCGCGAACGAGCUUUGACAGAGUACAAACGGGGUCUGGGCCGGGAGGAUCUGUAG
Messenger RNA from Verticillium alfalfae VaMs.102, 1770 nucleotides. RefSeq names its product deoxyribodipyrimidine photo-lyase. Gene Ontology annotation, biological process: entrainment of circadian clock by photoperiod; circadian regulation of gene expression. Gene Ontology annotation, molecular function: FAD binding; DNA binding. Gene Ontology annotation, cellular component: cytoplasm; nucleus. Bases 1 to 1770 code for a protein of 589 amino acids. The record is from RefSeq and is a predicted model, not a curated record. The transcript has 2 exons. Lineage: Eukaryota; Fungi; Ascomycota; Sordariomycetes; Glomerellales; Plectosphaerellaceae.